AUGGAGGCGCUAUUUUCUGCUGCUGUAGGUGAACUUGUUAGCAGAUGCCUAUCUUUUCUGAUCAGCAGAUAUCCGAGCAUGCCAGAGCUGUCCAAGGUGGAGAGCCCGCGGAAACUAGAGCGAGCGCUGCUCCGGAUCGCGAUCACCGUUGAGGAGGCCGAGGGGAGGCUCAUCACAGACCAGGCGAUUCUUCAGCAACUCAAAAUGCUGCGACAGGAGAUGCACAAAGGCUACUACGUGCUUGACAAAUUCAGGUACCUUGAUCAGGAAGAAAGAAAGGUGAGCGGCCGUCGAAGUCGUUCCUUAGCCCUGUCGUCUACCUCCAAUCCAGGCAAGCGUUUUCCUCCAUCUGCUAGUAGAAGACGCGGAAGAAAGGAGCUAGAAGUGACGCUCGAUAGUGUACAGAACAUGGUUACUGACAUGUAUGAGUUUGUAGCUUUUCUGAAGAACUUGCCACCAAUGUUUCGUCAACCGUAUAGCAUGUAUCUGUUAUUUGAGAGAUGCAUGUUUGGUCGCCAGGCAGAAAUGGAACGAACCAUCUACUUCUUGCUGCAGAGGGAACCUCCUGGCGACUUCACUUUGGGUGUCUUGCCAAUCAUUGGGCGAGGAAAAGUCGGCAAGAGCACACUUGUUGAGCAUGUUUGCUACGACGUAAGGGUGCGUCAUCACUUCUGUCAGAUUGUCUUUUUCAGUGGAAAUCGGUUCAUAGAAGAAAAGCUGGGCACCCUGAUGGACGGAGGCAUAAUCAAGCACAAAAGCAACGCUCAGAAUGUUGGAAAAAUGCUGGUUAUUGUCGAGCUAGAUGCGGAUGUUGAAGAGGGAGCAUGGAGAAGGCUGUUAUCCGCCUCUCGGAGUUGCCUUCCCAGUGGCAGUAAAAUUAUAGUCACAAGCAGAUCAGAGAAAAUAAUGAACUUCGGAACGACACAAGCCCUAUGGUUAAACUUUUUGACUCGAGAAGCAUGUUGGUACUUCUUUAAGGUGCUUGUGUUCGGAAGCACAUAUGCUGAAGACCAACCUAAGCAUGCAUCUAUUGCGAUGGAGAUAUUUGAGGAGUAUUAUUGCCAGAAUGAUUUGCUUGGGGACUUUACUGGUUCUUUCGCAAACUCAAAGAACAUUGCUGCCCUUCUAAGAGCUAAUGCUAGCAUACAACACUGGCGCAGGAUUCUUGCAUGUGUCAGAGCAAAUUGGCAGCAAAACCUGCUUCCAUGUAGUGCUGGUAAAAAUGAUGUUAGGGUGGAAAAUGGACACUACUAUAUCAGUAGAAUAUCCAAUAUUUCUCAGUAUGUGGUGGUUGAUAGACACCAUAGAGUAGUAGGGUUUGAUCACGAAGAGACCCCGACAAACUAUAGAUGA
Molecule: messenger RNA, 1353 nt
Organism: Panicum virgatum (switchgrass)
Lineage: Eukaryota; Viridiplantae; Streptophyta; Magnoliopsida; Poales; Poaceae
Exons: 1
Coding region: 1-1353 (450 amino acids)
Molecular function (GO): ADP binding
Source: RefSeq, a predicted model, not a curated record